Plenodomus lingam JN3 is the source of this 939-nucleotide messenger RNA. RefSeq lists its product as uncharacterized. Lineage: Eukaryota; Fungi; Ascomycota; Dothideomycetes; Pleosporales; Leptosphaeriaceae. The record is from RefSeq and is a predicted model, not a curated record.
AUGCCCAGCCGCGCAGAUAGGAUUCGACGGGAGGAGCGAAAGGCACUGGAAGCGCUAGGGGUAAAUAGAGAAGGCGAGAAAUUAUACGCCAAUGUCUGCCUCGUGUUGAAGCCGGCCUUCCAGUGCUUCAGAGUACCAAUGACAGAGCUUCGCAAGGAAACCUGGGGAAAUAACAUGCUCAGCUCCGUCACGAGUGGGCCGCCCAUCAUCUUCCUGGACAAGUAUCAUCCGGCAGUCUUCGCCUUCUUCGCUCUCUUCCUCAACCAUCUACCUCUGUGUCCAUUUAUCAACCUCGGUUUCACCUACAGAGGUUACUACUCCGCCAUGCGCGAAAACGACUUCCAUUACACUAACUCCAUGACCAACAUCGCCAUGAGCUUACUCACCGACGCAUCCAACGAUAGUCAACUGGAACACGCGUCAGACGCUAGAAGGCUGGUGCAUGCUUAUGUCAUGGGCCAGGAGAUGCAAGCACCACACUUCCAGGAUGCCAUCAUGAACGUCAUUGCCAAAUUCUUCCAUCCAGAUGGUCCACCAACACCCGAAUUUGUCCUCUGGGUCUACUCCUUUUGUCCUGAUGACAAGCCGCUUGGCCUCAAGAGAUUCGUCGUCGACUCUUACAACUGGGCUGCUUGCUUUGAUGUCGACCCUUUACCUCGUAUAACCGCUUACAUUCCGGCCUUUCAGCGCGAUGCCAUCCACGCUGCGACUGCUACUCAGAUAGAUCUAUUGAUCAAUCCGCGAGAUGUAUCGAGGGGAACGGAGCCGCAAGAUAUCAUCAUCGACUUUACACGGUUGUACGAUGUGCUUUGCAAUGAACGUCAGGGUCGACUUAAGUGUCGUUAUCACCAUCAUGGGCGCAACGAACUGUGCUUCAACUAUAUUGUUGAUGAUAAAGUGCCAUCUCUGCAUAGUGCUGGGAUUAAUUGGGGUGGCUAG